UGGCUCAGGGCUGUUCGCGCUCUGUUUCUCACCCCGCAAUUUGUGUCCCCUGAACAGAUCGACGAGAUGCCAGAAGCUGCCGUCAAAUCCGCCUCCAAUAAAUACCAAGUCUUCUUCUUCGGGACCCAUGAAACGGCGUUCCUGGGUCCCAAAGACCUCUUCCCCUAUGAAGAGUGCAAGGAGAAGUUUGGCAAGCCCAACAAGCGGAAAGGGUUCAGCGAAGGCUUGUGGGAGAUCGAGAACAACCCGACCGUCAAAGCCUCGGGGUACCAGCAGCCGACCCAGAAGAAGAGCUGCCCAGAGGAUGCAGAGCCUGAGCGGGAGCCGGAGGGCGACGGCGAGAAGAAAGGCAACGCGGAGGGCAGCAGCGACGAGGAGGGCAAGCUGGUGAUCGACGAGCAAACCAAGGAGAAGAACGAGAAGGCUGGGAUCAAGAGGAAAGCGGAAGAUGCCUUGGAGGACUCCCCUAAACGCGCCAAAGAGGCGGAGGGCAAAGAAGGGGAGAAGAAAGUGGAGAAUGAAGAAGCCCCCAAAGAGGGAGAGAAGCAGAAGGCCAGCCCCCCCGAAGGGGAGAAGAACAGCGACCCCACCGGAGUCCCGGAUUCGAGAGAGGCCAAGCAAGAGGGGAAGGAGAAAGCCGCCGCGGAGGAGAUCAGAGGUCACAAGGAGAGUCUGUAGCUGGCCGGCCUGCCCGAGCUGAUCUGAUCGUCUGGGCUGUUCCUUCCCUGCUGGGCUCCCUGGGUGCUAAACAGUUUCGUUCCUCAUCGGCUCGUCGCAUCUGCAAUUCGGGAAAAAAAAGAAGUAAGAAGAAACCAGUAACUCGAACCAUCCCGUCUCUCCCCGCCCACCCGUAGCAGGGCGCAUGCUUGUAAUAGUGAUUUCUAAGGGGCGCUGAUCAGUUGAUUUGAAAUAAAAGCGAUUUCAUGCCUUUUUAAAA
This is a messenger RNA of Pelodiscus sinensis (Chinese soft-shelled turtle), 937 nucleotides long. Lineage: Eukaryota; Metazoa; Chordata; Testudines; Trionychidae. The record is from RefSeq and is a predicted model, not a curated record.